AUAGCAUACACUACACCCUUACUCGAUCAGCAAUUCAACUAGUGUAAUUCUUUAGAGAAAGGACAUGCUGUGAGACAACACGGUAGGGAGUCUGUGUGGCAGCCAACAGCUCUAGAAUGUCAAACAUUUAUACAAUAAGAGCUAUUCUCUGUGGUCAGUGGUCCUCUAGUGAAAGACUAGAUGGCAAAACGGUUAUCAUUACUGGAGCCAAUGCUGGCAUUGGCAAAGAGACAGCAAUGGACCUGGCAAAGAGAGGGGGCAGGAUAAUCUUGGCCUGCAGAGACUUGGGCAGAGCUGAGGCGGCACAGAGAGAGAUCAUUGAGAAAUCUGGAAACCCCAACAUUGUGACCAGAAAGAUGGAUUUGUCCGACACAAAGUCCAUUAGAGAAUUUGCAGAGUUAAUCAACAGGGAGGAGAAACAAGUGAACAUUCUUAUCAACAAUGCUGGGAUCAUGAUGUGUCCAUACUCUAAGACCGCAGAUGGCUUUGAGAUGCAGUUUGGAGUGAACCAUUUGGGUCACUUCCUGCUCACCUUCCUGCUGAUUGAUCUGAUAAAGAGAUCCAGACCAGCCAGAAUCAUCAACCUGUCCUCCAUGGCUCACAAAUGGGGUUGGAUACAGCUAGAGGACAUCAACAGUGAGAGGAGCUACCACUCCAGAAGAGCAUAUGGACAGAGCAAAUUAGCCAACAUCCUGAGUAUACGGUCCCUGGCCAAGAGACUAAAAGACACUGGAGUGACAGUUUAUGCAGUCCAUCCAGGUAUAGUGAGGACUGAGCUGAAGAGACACAUGAAUUUAGCUCUGCUGAUAUCCUGGAAGAUUGUCAGACCUUUCACCAAAACUAUUGUACAAGGUGCCCAGACCUCCAUCUACUGUGCUGUGGAGCCAGAGCUGGAGAGAGAGAGCGGUGGAUAUUACAGUGACUGUAAACCCUCCAGCUGUACCAGGGCUGCCAUGGAUGAUGAGAUGGCUCAGAAACUAUGGGAACUCAGCUGCCAAAUGCUUGGGAUAACAUGGGACUGAACAUCAUCCUUGAAUAUCAUUAUAGAUAGGCUAGAAUAUGUCAAUUGUUUGAAAAGUGCAUGCCUUGAAUGCUUACACAAUAGGUUAUACUAUAGAAUCUAUAGUUAUACUAUUGUUAUGCAUACUAUGAAUAUGAAUGCUGUAUACGCAGAGCUUGACUUGGGAUGAAAUUGGUCCAUUAGACUAUGUACACAGAAAUUCCCAAAUUGCAUUAGCCUAUGUUAUAGAGACCUGAUUAUUCAGUGUUAAGGGUUCAUACUCAGUUUGACAGAUGGAAUUUCAUAACUUUUCCAUGACUUUUAACCAAAUUUCCAUGACCAUUAAUUGGUGGCAUCUCUAUGUAGCCUACAUGGAAAAAGUCAGCAUAAAUGUGGUAUUGACACUAGAAGGCUGCUGGUCUCCGAUCACAUGUAGCCCUACUAGCUCCUGUCGCUGUGCCCUUGAUCAAGGCACUUAACCCCCCACAAAGUAGAAUAACUGCACUGUUAAUUAAAACCUCUAUAGGAUCGGUGUCCCCCUGCAGGACGGUUGAGCUAACAUGCGCUAAUAUGAUUAGCAUGACGUUGUAAGUAACAAGACCAUUUCCCAGGACAUAGACAUAUCUGAUAUGAGCAGAAAGCUUAAAUUUGUGUUAAUAUAACUGCACUGUCCAAUUUACAGUAGCUAUUAUAGUGAAAUAAUACCAUGCUAUUGUUUGAGGAGAGUGCACACUUAUGUCCAUGAAAAUGUAUCAAUAAACUAAUUAGGUACAUUUGGGCAAACUUGAUACAACAUUUUGAACCGCAAUGCAAUGGUUCAUUGGAUUAGUCUAAAACUUUGCACAUGCAAUGCUGCCAUUUAGUGGCCAAAAUCUAAACAGUGCCUAAACUGGAACAAUACAUUGUGGCCUUUCUCUUGCAUUUCAAAGAUGAUGGAACAAAAAACAAAUGUUAUUUUCUUUGUAUUAUCUUUUGUGUUAUAUUCUCUAUUAAUUACACUAGCUAUAACAUUUCCACCUUCUUUAAACAUUGAGACAUCAGCUGUGUUUGAAUACCCAUACUAUUGGUUAAUUUUAGUAUACUAACAGUAUCCUUUCAGUUGCGCGUACUAGAGCUACGCCUGUCUACCUGAAGUUGAUGCUGUUGCUUUGCAACCCCUUGUUAGAAUAACAAAUGACUAGAUAGAUCCUUUAUGACUUCGGGUGUGUUCGUAAAUUUAAUCUGGAGUGCCAGAGAGCACUCAUAGUGCGCUCUGGGCAUUCGUAAAUUCAGAGCUUUUCAGAUUGUCAGUUCAUAAAUUCAGAGCGUUUCGCUCUUGGAUCGUUCUGAGUGCACACUGGACGAUCUGGCCGACAGUAGGGUUGAUCCAAGCGUUCAGACCUUACAACAGCAGUCAAGCACCUAAACUAACUGGCUAGCUUGCUAGCUACUUUCAGACACAAAUGAGAGAGAACCUCACUCUGACCAUUUUACUCGCCCUAGCAGAGCUGUUUAGGCUGUUUUCAUGCUGCUGGCAACAAUUUAACGCUUUUUUGCCAAAGUUAACUGACACCGGCCAUGUUCAACGGGUGUUGAGCGUUACCAGUUAUUCAGAUGAACGCACCCGAAUUAACAAGGUCCAUAGAGAACGCACAACGACUAUACCAUUUAGCUAAGCAUGACGUGCAUAAUCAAGUGAAUACAAAUCGGGUAGUUACAUAGCAUAUAUGUUAAUAUACUGUCAAGUUCAAUGUAUUAGUAGCCAACUAACGUUAGGUAGCUAGCAAACAUACCGGUACAUACUGCUGUAAUGAUAUGCUAAACUCAGUAAAAAAAAGAAACAGC
Oncorhynchus keta (chum salmon) is the source of this 2824-nucleotide messenger RNA. RefSeq names its product retinol dehydrogenase 12-like. NCBI's taxonomy places the organism in Eukaryota, Metazoa, Chordata, Actinopteri, Salmoniformes, Salmonidae. The record is from RefSeq and is a predicted model, not a curated record. The transcript is spliced from 7 exons. The coding region runs from base 117 to 1022 and encodes 301 amino acids.